Messenger RNA from Osmia lignaria (orchard mason bee), 3518 nucleotides. Lineage: Eukaryota; Metazoa; Arthropoda; Insecta; Hymenoptera; Megachilidae. The record is from RefSeq and is a predicted model, not a curated record.
UUCUAUGAAACUUAUAAAUGACAUACGUUGUGUCACGUGUAGUUUUAAAGGUUAGGGUGUGUAAAAACAAUCUAUUUUUCAUCAAAAUUAGUUCAAUUUAAAAAACAAAUUGGUAUUAUUGAUAUCGUUACACAUAUUUUUAACCAUGGAAGAGAAGGCAAAUGGAAAGCAGAGUAAAACUUGGACCGACGAAGAACGACUGGCACUUGCUUCAAAAUUAGAUGCAGAAUUAGAUGAAUAUAUUAGUAAUUUAGAAAAAAAGAGUUAUACAGAAGGAUGGCCAGAAGAUCGGUGGGAAGAAGAGAUGGAAAAGCAUCCUUUCUUUAUGAAAAAGGCUCCAGAACCAGGAGAGGAGCUUUCUCCGUUAAUGGAAGGCUUACAACAACUCAAAUAUGGAGCAAAUGAGAACACACCUGAGGAACUUGCUAAUAAUUAUAAAGAGGAUGGGAACUUUAAUUAUAAAUAUAAAAAAUAUAGAUUAGCUAUUUUAAGUUACACAGAAGGCAUAAGAACCAAAUGCAAAGAUAACGACUUAAUGGCUCAGCUUUAUAACAAUAGAGCUGCUGCACAUUUUAUGUUAAAGAAUUAUCGAUCAAGUCUCAAUGAUUGUAAACAUGCUCUAAAAUUAAAACCAAACUAUACAAAAGCUCUAAACAGAGCUGCCACUUGUUGUUUUCAUAUAAAAGUCUAUGACCAAUGUAUCGAUCUUUGCGAUCAAUUACUUGAUCAGUCUCCAACUGACAAAGAAAUUUUAAAUUUGAAAUCACAGGCAGUAGCUGCUAGAGAACGUUUGAAAAGAGACAAAAGAAAACAAGAAAGAUUAGAAAAGAAAUUAGACAAAGAAGAAGAAGAGUUACUAAGUAUCAUAAAAAGUAAAGGUAUCAGUUUGGAGUUAAUUGAGGGGAGAAAAAAUCCUGAUUUAAAAGAUUUAGAGCCUCAAGUACCACAGAUAGCACAGAGUAGGGUUCAUCUGGAUGCAGAAAAUAAGCUAAUUUGGCCUGUAAUGAUUUUAUAUCCAGAAACACAUCAAACAGAUUUCAUACAAAAUUUCCAUCAGGACACAUUAUUAAUUGAACAAUUAGAACAACUAUUUAAUGAACCACCUGAAUGGGACACGGAACGGCGUUAUACUCUUCAGAAUAUAAAUGUUUAUUUUGAGAAUAAAAAUAAAUGCUCUAUACACCUGGUGAACGCCCAUCAUUCCCUCGAGAAAAUAUUGCAAGAUGAACGAUUUAUAGUACGCGGAGGAACUCCGGUGUUCUUAAUAUUCGUAAAAAGUAGCGAGGCUGAAAAACGAUUCUUAGCCAACUACGUAAGGGAAAAGAUUAGAUCGAGAAGAAGAAGAGGUAAACGGCAAAUUGCCAGGCUGAUCGUGCAACUUGGAUCGAAAGACGAGAGGAUCGCGCGCAAGGGAUCCCCCUUUUUCUUCAAAACGGUGGAAAGGAAUUCACGAAACACGGCGAACCAGUACGGGGUACACUACACGGGCUCGUACGCGUACAGCAACGGGGCACCGAGUGUGUACAGUGGUUACCCGACGAACGGCGGCUUCGCCCAGCAGCCUCAUCUCCAUGAAGACUAUCGGCCGAUUUACUUUUACGUAGCCCAACCGUAUACCAUCCCGUAUACGUUCGCCAAGAGGCCGAGACCGUCGUCACUGUCGAGGCCCGGCAAACAGCCUCGCAACAGCAACUGUCGCGUGAAAUUCUCCAAGAGGCUCGCCAACCACGAUUUCUCGGAGAAGGUGAAGCGGGGCGAGUUCUCGAGGAGUUUGAACCAGGUGCAUUUCGUCGAGAACCAAGGGCAAGUGAUCUCGAACUAUCCGAAGGCUGGCUUGCCUCGUGACCCGAGGAUGACGUCGAUGUUUCGAAGAGGUACCAUCUUCGCCACUUUCUUCCUAUCGUUGCUCGGCGGAGGGUUGGUUUGCGCCGCCCUUGUAACCCAACACUGGGUCGAGGCGCGACCACUGAGAACGCUGAACCCUCAGGUGAGCUCCGGACGGGUUCACUUUGGUCUUCUUCAGGGGAAGAAGGAAUUGAACGUAGGCUACGGCUGGAGGACCUACCACAUCUCCGUACCUCAGAUGAUCAAACAAGAUCCUACGGUGAUGUCCUGGGGACUUUGGAUUAGCACGUUAACGACAACUUCGGCGGCUCUUGUCACCGCGGGCUUAGCUGCUCUCCUGGCUGUUUUGAACACGGCCACCUCGCCGAGAUCGAAAAUCCUCUCGGAUCCAGGAGUAUACUUCGUAAACGUUCUAACGCUGCUAAUGUGCCUGGCAAGUACGAGCACAUGGUUGGCGCAAUAUUACACGAAGCUGUACUUCAACGUUCUACUAAAGGAGGACAUCGACAAUAUGUGGACCAGCGAAGGCUCAGCUGAGUUGGGUUAUUCAUUUUGGCUGGUCGUUUGCGCUGGUGUGGUACAUUUAAUCAGCAUAGCAUUAGUCGGCUGGGGCUCGGGACGGGACAAGAUCGAACGUCUCGAGACAAUCCCGGCGCUAGAGGAAAAGACAGCCGCGGCAAUAAUGCUGUAUUGAAUCCCAUCGCUGUUGGGACGAACGUUCAAAGAAAAGAACGGAUCCAUUACAGAAAUGAAACAGCGCUGCGAGAUGUUUGCGCGACAAUGGAAGAAGACCAUCGAACGAGGAAAGCAAAGUACAUUUCCCUCGUUCAACCGGUGUGUUCUGUGAAGUUCCUACGUGUUGGCAUUUCUGUUUAUGAACGGACCAGCGUUAAAUACUCUUCGAGUUCUGCAGAUUUAUACGAAUAAGUUGGAGGUUUGUAAGAUUUAAUUGCACUUAACGCGUGAAACCCGGUGAAAAAAGAAAAGUGUAAAGUUAUGAAAGAACUGAGAACUGAAUACGUUUACACUAUAUUUUUCGAUAAUGAAUCUAAUAUUUAAUUACAGGUAUCUGUAACACGAUUUAUUACUUGUCUCUAUCGAAGUGAUAGUAUUUAUUCGUCGCCGAAUCUUUCUUUAUGGUUCUAACAUUUUCUAUCGCUAUUUUCUCCGCGUGUCUUUUUUAGAUAGUCAUUUCCAGGCGCGUUUAUUAAUCAUUAGAUUAACGUUAGAGGAAUGUUGGUAUGUGUUAGCGUAUACUUUGUGUACGCUGUGUUUUCAUUCGUUCAGAGGAUAGUAAGUCAGUCGAUUUGGUGGCCUUGCAAAUGUUUCGUUUGAGUUUCGUAGGAUGUAAAUAGAAACGGAGUUUGAUACUCUGUAGUGAUUUAUUUAUUAUGUAGUAUUUUAAUUACGAACUAUAUCAUAAAUGUAAUAAAACAAUUAAAAAGAUAAUACGGAUAAGAUGCAUAGAUCUUCGUUUAUAUCAUGAUAAUGAGGUCGGUUGUUACGAUCGUCCCAAAACUGAUAUAAAAAUUAAAAUCGUUGCAUCGAGUGUGUACGUGUACGUGUGGAAGAAUUAUUGAUCUUUCAUCGUAAAACAAUGGUUCUUCUUUGUUCGUUCCAUAGGGAAAGGUGUGUCUUACAGCAUAUUUCGGUUUUGAAAAAAAAAAAAAAAU